Molecule: messenger RNA, 4248 nt
Organism: Cheilinus undulatus (humphead wrasse)
Lineage: Eukaryota; Metazoa; Chordata; Actinopteri; Labriformes; Labridae
Product: proline rich transmembrane protein 4
Exons: 4
Coding region: 267-3554 (1095 amino acids)
Source: RefSeq, a predicted model, not a curated record
AGAUAGAGUCGACUAGAGAGAGAGAGAGGAGAGGGAGAGAGAGAAAGUGGGAGGGAGGGAGUGAGACUGGAACUCAAUUCCACACAGACGAACCUACAGAGGCUCAGAAAGACCGUCUCUCCUGCAGCAGACACAGCUGGAUGUGGUUUCUCCAUCUUUUUCUAUAAAUCUGAAGGCCAUUCUGCUGGAGAGCCAGCCAAACCCGCCUCAGGGAGCAGGAGAAUGGAGAGCAACAUGUGACCGAUCCGUUCGCCACUGUCGACAGCAUGCUUCGCCUCCUUUGGACCUUGGCUUUUUGCUUCUGGUGUUUCUCGCUGCUUCACAGGCCGGCUGUGGCUGACGAGGAGGCUGUUUGGGGGCUGACGCCGGAAGGAGAAAAGCAACCUGAGGAUACUGAAAGCUUUUCCUGGUGGAGACCUAGACUGCCAUCGGUGCCAUUGGUGCCAAAGCUCUCCCUUCCCUCACUACCAUUUGGUUAUUCAUUCUUUGGGAGUUCAAAAAGUAAAGAGGAAGCUGCUGUGCUGACCACAACCGCCAAAGGAUUAACAGAAUCGGUCAACCCCUUGCAAGAGAACUUAGGCUCAGGGGAUGGAAGCAUUGCUGAAUCCUCUGAACCACAGACUACUUCAGCUCAGGAGUUCCCCACUAGCGUGACAGAGAUAAGAAAAGAGCCCCUUCCUGCAGAGACAUCAGAUUCUCCACACAGCACCGCAGCAGAUACCCACAAUGCCACUCUUGUUUCAGACUCCCACUCUUCCACGAGCACUUCUAUCAGAAACACUCUGUUCACCAACAAUCCCACCAGCACAAGCAGUCCUGAACAAAAUGCAACACAUACCAACCCACCACAGAGCACGGCACAAGCAGCCGGGCCCAGCAUGGGUGCCACUACACAACACCUCUCAGAGGAACACACUGAUGAAAACAAGGCUGAAGAAUUUACAGAAAAGAUCUCGUCGACGAUAGCACCAGAAACUACAGUUCCCACUGCCUUGACAUGGGCAGAAGCCCAAACCACAACAACAAUCCCAGGACUUGUUGAAACCACACUGCCUGGACACGCUCUGAGGCCUGUUACUGCUUCCCCUACUUCCACAUUCAUCAGACACCCUCAAGACACCCAUGUCGCUAUAACCCUCCAUGCAGGAGAGGCGACAAUGAGGGAAUUUCACCCCACUCAGAGCGACGCCGACAUGAGCUUCUCCGAGGCCAGGUCGGGGCCUGUGGAGGAGCAACCGGGGGUAAUCACCACCAGCAUGGGGAUUGAUGGUGAACUAGGGCCGGGAUCCAUAACAAGCACAAUUCCAAGCCAAAGGGUUGACUUCUCAAUAGCAGAAGAUCUGCCGGGAAAAGAGGAUAAAGAUGAUGACGAGGCCGAGGAAGGUGGGGUUCCUUCAGGAGACGGGGACGGUGACACAGAGUUGGCAGACAUUUCCAGGACUAAGCUGCUAACGCCGUCCAUGCCGCAGAGCACAGAAAUUCCCCCAAAAAUUGCUAAUAUUCCUGUGUACACUGAAGACUGGAUGUCCAAUCCAAUGGAUGGUGACAUCACCUUCCUUCCAGACUGCAAUAAAGAUCGUUCCGGCAUCUGCAACCUCUCCGACCCCUGGGAGUCUGCAACCCCUUCUGACAUCAAACCAACGCAGAACGCUUCUGCCACAAACCAAUCACUAAACCCCUUCCUGAUCCCAGCGCCACCAAUGUUGGUGCCCCUGUACACUGACUGGAACAGCGCCAUGGCAGACUGGGGCAUAGCCUGGGAGGCGCACGUUUACGGUGCCGGAUGCGCCUUUGCAAUGCUAACACUAGCCUCAGCACUCAAUUUGCUGUGCUUGCCACUAAGAUGCCCAUCUGGAUGUGGGUACUUCGCCCUGGUCAGUCUGUUCCUACUGGCUGCUGGUUGUACCAGAUCUUUCUCUCUCUUGUACGACGCCUAUGGCCACCAGGACCGCCUACCCUCUACAGAAGCCUCCCUGAUGCUCUAUGAAGCACCGUUUCCCUGCUUGACUGCAGCUUUCGGCCUGGUUUUCCUCCUGCUAUCCAUGCGCUCGAGAAUGCAGCUGUCUUACUCAGCCUUCCAGAGACCAUGUUUCUUGGCCUGCCUUGUAGUCCUGCACUUUGCCGCUGCAUUUGGACCAGUGACACUGCUGAAGCUCUACCAGCAGAAACCUCCCCUUUGCCUCUUUCUUUCACUCAUGUCCCGUGGAGCCUUUGUUGCACUGGCCACAUUUUUGUCUACUGCCUUUUUUGUGUUUUACAUCUAUGUGCGAGCAGACUCAAAGCACAUCUACCACCUGAACAACACGUCUCCGACACCUGCUGAGCGCUACAACCGCUGCCCUUUUGCUGAGAGCCGGGACUGGGACCGUGCUGCUGUGACUGUUUGUGUUUCAGCAUUGUUUUCUUUAGCAUGUGCAGGGCUGCAGUUAUAUGCAAUUCUCAAUGCUUUAGGUGUUGCAGGUGGGGAGGAGGUCUUUCACCCUUGGCCAUGGUGGGCUUUUCAGUUUAGUUGCAGACUGUGUGAGCUGGGGGUCUGUCUAACGUUAGCUUUGGUGGUCGCACAACCAGUUUAUUGUUCUGACCACCUCCCAGCUGCAGGGAGCUGUUGGACAGAACUGCUGGCAGCAAAGUCACCCAUCCUACCUGGGACCUACCAGUGGAACCUGAACCAGCAUGAGAAGCUUGCCAUCGUUGAUACCGUUGGACUGGGAGAGACAGAAAGUCUUCCUCUUUACACUCUGAUGGAUGAAAGGCUUGGUUGUAGUCUGAACGGCCUGGACCUUCUCUACCACAGCAACAGGGCCUUAGCUUACAGAGACUUGGACUUGGAUAUAGACCUACAAGGUUCAACAAAACCUGAGGGCGGAGGAGACAGAGAUCCCUCUGGUGGAUCUUCAUUUAACAGUGACUCGACUACAGAUUUACGGCCACCUUCACCCAUCAACUUGCGCCGCAGCAUAGAUGAGGCACUCUUCAGCGAUUCCCUCUUUCCCAUGAGCCUCUUCAGCCCCGCCAGGCCUUUACGGUGCAGUGAUCUAUCUAUGAACAACCACAGUGCACUUCCCAGCAAUGGCCUCUGUGAUCCUCUUUCAUCUGACCCUGGCCUCUACAGGACCUCGUCCUGCAUAGAGAUGAACGCUAUACCUAAACCCCCUCGUGCCCAAACUCAAGGAGAGACUGUUGUAGGUGCUCCACCAUCUCCCUCUUUGUCCUCUUCUUCCAGCUGUUCCUCUCCUGAACGCUGGAGGGGCAGUUCUUCCUCCUGUUCCCUCUAUCGAGCCUCUCUCGGAGGCUCCUCGUUAGUCCUCUGCCCGAGUCCAGAGAGACAUGCUCUUCAGCUUCAGCAGCAAGGGGGAACAGGCCAAGUGUCGCCCUCUGGUUACCACGGUCAUGCUGAUCCACAGAGGAACUACCAAACACUGGGCGCAGCCUCCCAGGAGAGUCUGGAUCUAGACAUGUCGUCUGAGGCAGACCGAUCGGUGCAGGAGGAGUUCAUCAGUGUUUGCAGACAAAUCGAUUCUUUGAGCAUCUGCAGUGAGACUAUUGAUUUAUAAAAGGACGGUCUAGUUGAAUGAGGGUAGCAACAAGGACUUAUUAAGGAGGGUGCCCAGCACCCCACGUUGACUGUCAGGGUGUUUUGGUAGAGCAUGGCAGCUUUGUACAUCGUGAAAUACCUGUAGCUGCCAAAUUAAGGUUUUUGGAGGUUUGAUAAGCUUUCUAAAGUGGUCAUUAGUGAAUGUCAAUGAGGGUUUAAGUGCCAAGAAUGUCAUAAGCCAAAAGGUAAUUUGUAACUUUUACAUGUUUGAUAUUGGCUGGUGAAGUUUAAUACAGUCAAAAGAAUUGUAACAUUUUACUGAGUGGUGAUGAGAUUUUAUUUGUACAAAUGUUUUUAUUGCAUUCAAACAUUCCAAUAGAUAGUACUGUGAAUAAAGCACUUAUUAAAUACUACUGAAGUCAUACCCUUUCAAACUCUGCCAAAAGCUGUCUUUACAUCUCGUUUGAUAACUGGAUAAGAAUUUAGUCAACCAUUAAAAUCUCCAUAUCAACACGCAACACCUCUUACUUGCUUGUGGUGCAACAGUGCCCUCUACUGGUAAAAAGCACAUGUUACCUUAACCUCUUACAUUAAUCACCAACUGAUAGUGCUUCUACUCACACUGACAACAUCUUCUAUGACCCACUUGCUAAUUUAUUUAUGUUCAUACAUAAUUUUGCUUAAGAUAAUGUUUAAUAAAGUUUGUUUUGUAA